CAUGUCGUCUUGCUGCGGACUGUCUAAACAUCAGACCUAAGUGCAAGGUAGAUGAGGAAGUUUCUCUUCCUGUGUGGCCUAUUUCUGCUGUCGACACGUUUUAGAUCGAAAACCAGAGAGACAGAGAGCCGCACUAGAAAUACCCCCAGUGCUUACAAAAAUAUCAGAGGGUGGAGCUAAUGAGCACAAUAGACAGUGACCACGCUUACAUGUCGAUGCAGAUAGAGAUAUAUAAAUGCAGAUAAAUUUGACCACUGUCUCAGUUUAACACGUAAGCAUGCUAAAACAUGAAAAUUAGCACAGAAAUGCAAAUGUAAUCAUUUUUAAUACACAGUUCUGAAGAUGUACGGAUGGUUCCUCGACUCUCCUGUCUAUGUCCACCUCAGAUGGUGAACUAUCAGUAGCAAGGCUCUCCUAGAUGUUUGCACAUGGCUCACUGGCCUAAUCAAAGCCCUGCCUUAUUCAUUUGAAUUAAGAUUAGAUUACUGUCGUCUAAAGCUGUAACAUCUGUUACAGCUGCAGUUAAAGCUCCUAUGUUUGUUUUUGGGGUUAAUGUCUACACACAGUCAGGUAUGUGAAGUGAAGCCUGUGCAGAAGUGCCAAAAACUGCAGUUCCUCAAACGUCCACUUGAGGUCUCAAGCUUGCUGUAGCAGUAUUAUAAAUGUGAAUAAUUGUAUUAGUUUAUUUUUUCACUGGGGUACUUAUGUUGUUCAUGACCUGGGGACUGGGCCAGGUAUAAGUUUAUAUGCAUACAUAAGUAGAUAUUUUUUAAGCACUAAGUUAAGGGGUGCUAUCCCCCUGUGAUUUGUUAAUUAGUAAAGAUUAGUAAGUGACGUUUCUUAUGAUUUUGUUUAGAUUGUUGCAGCUGUCCUUUCCCUUGUUUCCCUUGUAGUCUGCCUCAACUCUCUGUUGUAUCAUUAAUCCUAAUUGCUGCCAAUAAAUAAUUCAGCAGAACAGAAAAUGCAAACUUGAUACUUUAAUGCAUUUUGUUCAAUGGUAGAUUUCAGCAUGUGAGGCCAUUUCUUUUGUUACAUCAACUCUGCAGCCGAUAAACAGUUAAAAAGUCACAUGCAGCUCACAGAUCAUAGUCACGUGGUGCAGCUUAGUGAUUAACAGAAUAAAGUUGAACUACUGGGCAGUGCAGAUCUCUUCACUGUGUAAGAGGAGGUGACUGCAUUAAGAUCCAAAAGGAUGCUUCACCUGAAAGAUGGCGGGCUCUGUAGACCUCGACUCGCUGCCAUCUGCACUUUGGUUUUCCAUCACUCUGUUUGUUUUCCUAACACAUCGUUGUGGAGGUCAGCCUCAGGUUGUUGGUCCACCAGAGCCAAUUGUGGCAACAGUUGGUGAUGAUAUCAUGUUGCCAUGCCAUUUGUCACCAGCUGUGGAUGCCUCUGACCAAACUGUGGAAUGGGCGAGACCGGAUCUGAAUCCCAGAUUUGUCUAUGUGUGGCGUGACGGCGUGGAACUAAAGACUAAACAACAUCCGUUCUAUGUGGGAAGAACUUCGUUGCACGUCAGUAAACUGAAACAUGGCGACAUUUCACUGAAACUUUCCAAAGUAAAACUCUCCGAUGAGGGAACAUACAGAUGCUUCCUUCCCACACUGAAUAGGGAUUCUUCUGUUCAGCUUGUUGUUGGUACAGUCUCCUCACUUAUCAUCAACUUAAUGAGGACUGAAAACAAUGAAGAGGUGGUUCUACAGUGUGACUCUGAAGGCUGGUAUCCAGAGCCUGAGGUGUUCUGGCUGGACGCUGAGGGAAACCUCCUCUCUGCUGGACCUACAGAGACAGUCAGAGGUCCUGAUGACCUCUAUACUGUCAGCAGAAGAUUGACUGUGAAGAAGAGCGACAACUUCACCUGUAGAGUCCAACAGAAGAACAUCAACCAGACCAGAGAGACACAGAUCUAUGUUUCAGAUGAUUUCUUCAGCCCUCCAUGUAGCUCUGUUGCUCACAUCAUCACCAUCAUCAGCUUGGCUGUGGUUCUCAUGAUUGUUCUUGCAGUUGUCUUUGUAGUGUGGACACGAAGACGGAGACUAAACAGCCGCAACUUUACAACAAAAGCAACGAGAGGAAGUACCAACACAGAACGUCCUCCCUUGCUUGUUGAGGAGAAAAGUGAAACACUGCAGGUCAUGUCAGAGAAAAAAACUAAACUUGAUGAACAGUUAAAGAAAGUACAAGAAGAACACAAAGAUGUGAUGGUGCUGCUUCAUUUAUUAACGUCUCACAAAACGGUUGUUUCAAAACACAUGCAUGACCUUUUAUCAGAAAAGGAAUCGAUCCAGACACAAAAACAAGAUGGAAAAGGAUUGAAAAAAGAUUCUCUAGAGACAAAGGCGAGGCUUAAUAGGAAAAUACAGGACGUAGACACAAUUUUGAAGGCUGUGCAUUAUGGGGAAACUAUGGUGGGAGAGAAAAAGACAGAGUUAGACAAUAUCAUUGAGGAAAUUAAUAAACAAACUAGAGGAGAUAAAUGGGAGUUUCUGAGAGAUGGAGGUGAACUCCACACGAUGGACAGACUCAUAUUGAAACCGCGGGUCACUGACUUCAGUGCACUGGUCUUGCAUCACAUCGUGGUCCUCCUUCUGCUCACACACUCCUGUGGAGGUCAGUCUCAGGUGAUUGAUCCAUCUCAGCCAAUAGUGGCGAUUGUUGGUGAUGAUAUAAUUUUGCCAUGUCACCUGAAAAUUCCUGCGGAUGUGGAUGCUCUUGGUAUGACUGUAGAGUGGGCCCGACCAGACCUCGAUCCCAGAUUUGUCCAUUUGAGGCGAGGUGGUGUGGAGCUUCUCCUCGAAGAGCAUGCAUUAUACACAGGGAGAACAUCACUGUUCAUCAACAAUUUAAAGUGUGGAGACAUUUCACUGAAACUCUCCAAAGUGAAACUCUCUGAUGCAGGAACAUACAAAUGCUUUCUGCCCACACUUGACACAGAAUCUGUGGUCCAGCUUGCUGUAGGUUCUGUCUCCUCACCUGAAGUAGACAUGUCCACAGUGAGCAAUGGCGUGUUGUUAGAGUGCAAAUCUAAAGGCUGGUAUCCAGAGCCUGAGGUGUUCUGGCUGGACGCUGAGGGAAACCUCCUCUCUGCUGGACCUACAGAGACAGUCAGAGGUCCUGAUGACCUCUAUACUGUCAGUAGCAGAGUGACUGUAGAGAAGAGUAACAGCUUCACCUGUAGAGUCCAACAGAAGACGAUCACCCAGACCAGAGAGACACACAUCCAUGUCCCAGCUGAACUCUUUGUGGUCCAGUCCAGUUCUGCUGUUCGGAUCAGCAUCUCCUUGUUUGUUUGCUUCAUCUUUAUUGGUGCAGUUGUCUUUAUUAUGUGGAGAAUGAGACAAACUGAAAAAACAAAAACGGAUGAUCUUCUGAUGGAGGACAGAAGACACGGGACAAUAAGUGAGAAGAUGAAGCAUUUGGACAAUAGAAAGGAAAAACUUGAAGAGGACUUCCAGAAGAAGGAAGAAGAACUGAAAGAUGUAACAGAGAUGAUUACAACACUGACAGAGCAAAAGAAGAAUCUGAAGGACCAGAGAGAGAAACUUACGUCACUACAGGAAGACAACACACAGAUAUUAAAAACAGACAUUAAAAAAAAGGAGAAGCGUGAAAAGAUCAAAGAGGAUCUAGAGAUGAGAAAGAGAGAAUAUAAGGCGCUGUUGCAGAACAUAGAGAAACUACUGGAAACAACAGAGGAUCUGAUUAUCAAAAUAUCAGAAAGGAAGGCAAAAAUAGAGACAGACAAAGAGCAAAUGAAUAAAACCCUGAAAGAGCUGGAGAAAGAGAGAGAAGAGACUAAGAAGAAACUUGAGUUAGAGGAAGAAAGAAAAGCCCUGAUAGAGGUGGAGAAAGAGACUGAGAGGAAACCUGAGGUAGAGCAGCCAGAGGAAGAAAAGGAAAAAGGGAAGGAAGGGGGGCAAAAAGGAAAAGAAAAAGGGAAAAAUGAUCCGUCAUCCACUGAUGCAGUGGUCUGAUUCUUUUACUUGACAUAAAAUUUCAACAACAUUUAGAAAAUGUGCAUUUUAGAUCUGGAGUUCACUCUCUAAAUUUGAUGUAUACAGUGACAAAUCAUAACAGAAGUUAUGUCAUGACACUCUCCAUACAGAGCAUAGACUGUGCUCUUUAUAAUAUUAUUUACUGCACAGAGACCAACAGUUCCAACAUGAGGAAGAUCUGGAAGGCAGGAAGUUGGAUCAUUGUGGACGGACAUGAACAGAUGCACAGCAACAAUACUAACAAUGAUCAUUAAUGAUAAUAACUAUAUAUAAUAAUAAAUAAUUAUUAUAGUAUUAUAAAUAAUAAUACUAUAAUAUAAUAAUAACUUUAAUGGAGAUAUGACUAAUAGUAGUAAUAAUGACAAUAAUAAUAGUAUUUGCAGUGGACAUCAAGCAGGACCACAGCAGCACACCUGACCAUUGAUUAUUGAUUUCAUAUUCCUCUGAUUAGUUUCUUUUCUUCUGUUCCAUUUUGCUUCAUAAUGUUGCCUGUUUUGAGUAUAUUCUGCUUGAAUUUGUAUUUCUUUUGUUUUAUUUCUUGGAAACUAAUAUGAGGCUGUCCAUAUAAUACUUUGUACGAUGUACGAUUAAAUAAUCCCAAAUUAUCAUGUUGAACUGUUGAGCUCAGCAGAGCACAGAAAUCAAAUCCUAAGAAAAAAAUGCAAAUAAUUUGAAUUAAAAGUAUUUGAUGAUGUUUUUAUAGUUGAGAUAUAGAU
Larimichthys crocea (large yellow croaker) is the source of this 4711-nucleotide messenger RNA. RefSeq lists its product as uncharacterized. The coding region runs from base 1209 to 3974 and encodes 921 amino acids. The transcript has 12 exons. Lineage: Eukaryota; Metazoa; Chordata; Actinopteri; Sciaenidae. Gene Ontology annotation, cellular component: external side of plasma membrane. Gene Ontology annotation, molecular function: signaling receptor binding. The record is from RefSeq and is a predicted model, not a curated record. Gene Ontology annotation, biological process: T cell receptor signaling pathway; regulation of cytokine production.